GUCAACGAUAAUGUGAAUCAGAUCUUGUUUUCACUCGCGUCCGUAUGAGGGAGAUGGAUUAUUUGGAAAUGUAAACUUUUCUGUGUGUAGUUUAGGGGUGUUAAAUAACAAUCUACACACUUUAAUCGUAAAAAUGGUGCUUUGUUAUCAAGUCAUAUGUGUUAUAAAUAAUCAUAACCGGUGUAGAAACCUGUAAAAUGGCCACUGUAGCAGAGGAUGGAAUUGAACUGGCGGAGCCAUCGAUAAGCCAGCAGAAUGGGGAGAAAAAGAAAGCGGUUUUCGGACCUGGAUAUGAGGGAGAAGGUAAAGAUGGAGAAGCUGUUGCCGGAACAUCGGGAGCUGAGCCCCUAUCGGAGGCUGCCGGUACGAGCAGUUCCAAACCUUCCAUUGGAAUUAGCCGACAUAAAUCAGAAAGAGAGAGAAAAAUCGGACACAGGCGUGUUGGUGUUGGUGGAGAAAUUACAUACAAAAAGAUACAAACAACCCAGAUCAUGGGCUCUAUCCAACUUGGAAUUCAGCACGCAGUUGGUGGUUUGGCAUCUAAACCAGAACGAGACUUACUAAUGCAGGAUUUUAUGACUGUAGAAACUACAAAUUUUCCUUCGGAGGGAUCGAAUCACACCCCUGCCCAUCAUUAUUCUGAAUUCAGAUUUCGUACAUACGCACCAAUAGCAUUUAGAUAUUUUCGAGACUUAUUUGGCAUUCAACCAGAUGAUUUUUUGAUAUCAAUGUGCAGUGCCCCUCUGCGGGAGUUGUCCAAUCCAGGAGCAAGUGGGAGUAUCUUCUAUCUCACUGAAGAUGAUGAAUUCAUAAUUAAAACUGUGCAACAUAAAGAAGGCGAAUUCCUUCAGAAAUUACUUCCCGGCUACUACAUGAACUUAAAUCAGAAUCCUCGGACCCUAUUACCAAAAUUUUUUGGUCUUUAUUGUUAUCAGUGUAAUUCUAAAAAUGUCAGACUAGUAGUUAUGAACAAUCUGCUCCCUUCAUCUAUUAAACUUCAUCAAAAGUAUGACUUAAAAGGCUCAACGUACAAAAGAAAAGCAUCUAAAAGUGAACGACAGAAGAGUUCACCAACAUUUAAGGAUUUAGAUUUUAUGGAACAUCACCCUGAGGGGAUAGGACUCGAAGCAGAUACAUAUGCAGCCCUUGUUAAGACAAUUCAGAGGGAUUGUAGAGUGCUGGAAAGUUUUAAAAUAAUGGAUUAUAGUUUGUUGGUUGGCAUACAUAACUUGGAUCAAGCAGCAAAGGAGAAGGCGGAGAGAAAAGAGGAGGAAAGGAAGGAGCAAGAAGGGGCUGCACAUGGAAGCAAAGCUUCAGCUCAUGAGAAGGGAUCUAGCGGUGAUGGCCCAGGCAGCCCUGCAGCUGCAUUUAUCGAAAAAGAGAGGGAGGCUGCAUCAGCAACAAUUUUACAUCGGACACGUUCUAUUAACAGGCAAAGGCUCGUUGCUCACUCCACAGCAAUGGAAAGUAUUCAGGCAGAAAGUGAGCCAAUAGAUGAGGAAGAUGAUGUCCCACCAGGUGGGAUUCCUGCCAGAAAUGCUCGUGGUGAACGUCUCCUACUAUUUAUUGGCAUAAUUGAUAUUCUGCAGAGUUAUCGAUUAAAGAAGAAGUUAGAACAUACUUGGAAAGCUAUGAUACAUGAUGGGGACACCGUUUCAGUGCAUAGGCCAGCCUUUUAUGCAGAAAGGUUUCAAGGGUUUAUGGCGAAGACAGUGUUCAAGAAAAUACCAUCCCUGGAUUUGCCGGAAAUUAAAGGCAAUCAUCGCAAGUUUCGUACGUUGGUUACCAGCUACAUAGCACUGAAACAUUCUCCUUCUAAACGCAAGAGUAUCUCUCGACCAUUACGUUCUCAGGAUGAACACGGAGAAUCCAGUGGAAGCCCACCUGGAACAGUCGCUCCUACAUCCACAAGCGCUGUAGCCGUAAGCUCCCCUCCCUCAUCCACUCCGCCCUCAUAUCCCGCAGUGCUGAAGGAUCGGCCACCGAGCUUCGGGAAGAGCGGCCAGCCCCCUGCUGUAGCCAUUAGCACCGUCACAUCUAGCACUAGUGGCAGUGGCAGCGGUAGCGGUGUGGCAGGAGCCCGGGUGCCACCCCCCGUCCCCCCUCGGGGGUCCCCGUUCGGCAAGCGAGGUAUGAGUCACGCCCCACUGCCCUGUUCUUCCACUCCUCCCCCAGCCUUUGAGGAUGCCCUGCGUGGAGAAUUGGUGGAUUCUGGUACUGCUGUUACUCGCCAUCGCUUGGGGCCACAGCAUGUAGUUCGUUUACAUAGAGAUUCAGAAACUGCCAGCAGCAUUUCCGAAGUGCGCCUCGAAUGUCGAGUAGAGACAAAAUCAUCAUCAUUGAGUGUAGAGUCAACAUCAUCGACGUCAGGCUUUGGCUCUGGUGCUACAGGAAGAAAUCUGACAUGGACCCCACCUGCAUCAGUUGAAGGAAGCACACCAACAUGGACUGAAGGGACACCAUCUUUCACAGAAUCUUCGAGCAGUGGAGAUAUAGGUUGCGCAGCAACAUCGGUUAGAAACCUCACUCCUCGUAGCAACGAAGGACCUAAAUCAGCCUCCCUUGAAGAUUCUCUUGAUUGUCUCAGCUCAGAAAUGACUCACCUGUAAGACAGGGUGCAUCAUCCACAGUGCAGGGGUUAUGAAAGGAAAUGUUCUUUCUUGCAUUUUCUGUCUUUGUGGUCUGUGUCUCAUUCCCAAGUCAAAACUUGUGCAGUUUGUGCAAGUAUAUUUGCAAAUAAGUUCCUGUGAAGUUUCAUGCUCUUCCCACUAAGAUUGAAAUUAUAGCUUAUGUUACCAUAAUAUGUAAGCAUAGAAUAACUGUGCAUAACAGUGCGCAGUUGAUUAAGUAUAUUGUAUUUCAUAUAAAUUUCUUGCACUGCAGUUUAUUGUAGAUAAGAAUUUAUUUUUAUAAUUCUUAAAUAAUGAACAGGAAAAUUAAGUUACCAGUAUUAGUCUCAUGUCUAUAAAACCUCCAAAAAGUAAAUGUUAUACAGUUUGUGUGUAUUCACUUUUACUAACUUUUUUUGCAAAUGCCUCGUCGCAUUUUAUGCUGAAACUCAAAAAGCAUUCUCAAGAUAAUAUUAAUUAAAGCUAGGAUAAAGCAGGUAUGUUCUCAUAAGCUGAAAUAUUGGUCACAAGUUAGUUUAUUCUUUAAAAAUAAGUGAAAUAUAUUUUCACUGUCUGGAUGCUAAAUUGACUAUUUUAUUAGAAUCUCAGACCACAAUGGGUAAAGCAGAAGAGAUGUAAUGACUGAGUGUAAGCCACAAUCAUUGCAUGGUCAGUUUGUUCUCUCCAUUAAAUUUUAGUGAUGGCAGACAAAUGUAACAGGCCUUCAAAAAUUCAAAGCAAAGUACAAAAUCAGCUUUCUUAUUUCAUUUAGAUGACUGCCAGGUGAGUGGUGGCUUGCAGUAUGUGAUAAAAUAUGUCUUGUCAUGUGAAUGUAAGUUAAGAAAACAUUCCAUUAUUGUGAUUUUUCUUUCAAAUAGUAAGAUGCUGAAUAGAUUUGUUAUUUAGUGUUUUAUGUCUAUAUAUCUGUGUGUGUGUGUGUGUGUGUGUGUGUGUGUGUGUGUGUGUGUGUGUGUGUGAUGUUCAUAUGACAGUUAUUUAUUACAAAUCUUUGUGCACACAUACACACUACCGAUCUGACAUUACACACUAUGGCUUGGAAGCGAGUAAUUAUAUGUAUAAGUAUGUGUUUGGAAACACAAAUUAAUGUUUUCAAAAUACAAA
This is a messenger RNA of Schistocerca nitens (vagrant locust), 3731 nucleotides long. Its product is annotated as phosphatidylinositol 4-phosphate 5-kinase type-1 alpha-like. Gene Ontology annotation, biological process: phosphatidylinositol metabolic process. The record is from RefSeq and is a predicted model, not a curated record. The transcript is spliced from 18 exons. Gene Ontology annotation, molecular function: phosphatidylinositol kinase activity. The coding region runs from base 198 to 2609 and encodes 803 amino acids. Lineage: Eukaryota; Metazoa; Arthropoda; Insecta; Orthoptera; Acrididae.